Messenger RNA from Macrosteles quadrilineatus (aster leafhopper), 6752 nucleotides. Its product is annotated as trithorax group protein osa-like. Lineage: Eukaryota; Metazoa; Arthropoda; Insecta; Hemiptera; Cicadellidae. Gene Ontology annotation, cellular component: nucleoplasm; SWI/SNF complex; brahma complex. The transcript has 25 exons. Gene Ontology annotation, biological process: chromatin remodeling; positive regulation of DNA-templated transcription; regulation of transcription by RNA polymerase II. Gene Ontology annotation, molecular function: nucleosome binding; DNA binding. The record is from RefSeq and is a predicted model, not a curated record. The coding region runs from base 224 to 6124 and encodes 1966 amino acids.
UGUAGAAAUGUGAAAUGCUUAUGUGAUUGUGUAAAAAUGUGUCCGCUUUUGUGUCAGUUUGCGUUUAAAUUCAAUAGUUCGUAAUUUUUAUCGUGAUUGGAGUCGAGUGAUGAGUGCGUCAUGGUGUCCAGUGAAGUGUUUUACAAUUAUUAUAGUUCCAAAAUAAGCAUUCUUUGGAUGUUGCAGUGGCGGGGUGUUGGCAGCAAUCGAGGCUGUGCCUAACAUGGCUGCAACGCAAUCUGAACCCCAGCAAAAUGAGGUGAAUCGGGAAAAUGUGCAGCAAGAACAGUGUGUAACUGAAAACUCUGGAUUACAAAAUGGAACAGAUAGAAAUAGUGGUCGUAGCUUAGUUAGAUUUGAUGGUGCUAAUCCUAAAGUUAAAUCGUCAGGACAAAAUACAGUUUCUGCCGAAAUGAGUCAAUAUCGCCAAGACACUAGUGUCGGGUCGGGAAUUCACAACCCAGAUCCUAGUUCUAAUAGUGAGGAUCUUUCAAAAGCUAACCAUAUUGAAAAUAAACAAUUUUCUCAUGUUGAACAAAGUGAUCCCAACUUUGUGAAAGGUUCCCCUGAUAAUGGGAACCAAAGUAUGCCUGGAUCUUAUGGAUUGCCAUUUCCCCAAAGGAGUGGUUAUCAUAUUGAACAUUCUAGUGGGAGUCCUUUGCAACCUGGAGGAGAAAAUAGUAUUCAUCAGCAAAAUUUUGGGCCAUUUAAUCCUCAAAUGAGACAUGCAUAUGCUACCUCUAAACCAAUUCCGGGGCCGGGGACACCUGUACCUCAAAGACCUGUGAGUACAAGCCCAAACUUGGGAUCUCCAGGUAAUUAUUCUCCUCAUCUACAACAACAACAACGAUUUUUAUCUGGGCAGAGCAUAUCUCAGCCCACAGGACCUACUCCAACCUUGAAUCAACUUCUCCAGUCCUCCAACCCUGUGCAUCGAUAUCAGAACAGUUAUGUAGACUAUAGUAUGGGGAAACAAGGAGGUGAACAGAACCAAGGAAACAUGCCGUAUAAUCAAGCGUGGCCGCCUAGACCAAUGGGUCCGUAUGGAGCUCAAGCAGGCCUCCCGGGAUACCGGCCACAACCUCCAAUGGGUGGUCGAGGCAGUCAGUACGGUGGUGGUAGCGGGUCACCAGGACCCGUGUAUCCCCCCAGUGCCGGGUCCCCAGCAGGUCCGGGUCCUACACCUCCACAGCAGUACCCUCCGUACCCUCACAGGUACCCUUCCCCGUCCCCCGCGUCACCGUCGGCACCUCCGCAGCAGCCUCAGACUAGGCCGCCCUUCCCCGCCCACCAGAUGGGAUCUGCCCCUUACUCUGGCAGUGGGCCUGGUCCUGUAGUUGCAGGGGCCCCUAGUCCCAAUGGUCAGAGUCCAGCGGGGCCCCAGCCCCCGUCUCCUUCCCCACAUACAGUGCCCCCACCACAGCCCAGCCCUCAGCGUCCUCCUUCCCCUCAUCAUCAGCAGCCUCCACAGAACUACUCUACCAAUAGACCAGCACCCUCUUCAACACCGACAGCCCCUGAGCCAGCAGACUUGACAGGCCAGAACAGCAAUGACAGCAGCAGCGGGCCCGCGCCGGGCACUCCCAACAGUCAGGGCAUGCGGCCGACACCUUCGCCCACAGGCUCUACCGGGUCCAGGUCCAUGUCUCCAGCCGUCUGUGGUCAACAACAAAACAUUCCGAUGCCGCCGCGGCCGUCGUCUAGCCAGUCUGACGGAGGUUCAGCGCCUGGUCAACCCCCGGCACGCAUCAGUCACUCACCCGUCUCCAAUCAGGUGGAUGUUGCAGGCAGCUACCCAGGACCAGGAGGCAUGCAGCACAUGCACUACAAGAUGGGAGGUCCUGGGAUGGGAGGACAGCCCAUGCCUCCCCACCCUCCCUCCUCCUACCAGCAGCAUUACCCUCAGCAAGGCAACUAUGGUCCGAGGCCGCAGGGCUACCAAGGCUACGGCAGUCAGCCGCAGAGCAACAGUGCAUUACCACCAGGGGCUCAGUACCCUCCGAGACCUCUGCCCAACCAUACACCUCACUCUCAGUUCCCUGGCUACCAGGGUUGGGGAGCUGGGUCUCCUGGACCUGGAGGUAUGAACCACCUGGGACCUGGCAAAGGAGGACCAACACAACCCAGCUCUGCCCCGCCUACCUCCGCCAACACUCCCCCCGCACCUCCGCCUGCCACCAACUCUCCUCGGUCACACACACCUCCACAUCCACACCAGGCCUACCUCAAGCAGCAACUACAGCACAAAGCAGCUUAUGGAAACGCAGGGAGCGGGAUGCCGCCCAGUCCGGGUAGCUACCCUAACAACGCCGGGGGCCUGGGUAUGGGGCCCCCUCACCACCACCCCAUGGGCCCUCCUAGCAUGGGGCCUCCCAACAGUCAUAUGAGUCAACAUGACGGGCCCAUGCCUCCACCUCCAGCCUCCACUCCCCCCACCACUGCGCCUUCGGAUCUGCACGACAACGGCAUCACCACCACUGCAUCUGGUACAGUUACGACUCUGGUGACUACAGGACCUGAUGGUGCUCCUAUAGACGAGGCGUCUCAACAAUCAACCCUCUCCAACGCCAGUGCAGCGUCAGGUGAAGACCCAUCGUGCACCCCCAGCAAGGGUAGGAAGGACGGUCUGUACCACCCUGGCACACCCCAGAGCACGGUGCCUAGCCCCGGCGCGGCCAGCAUCAACAGCAUGCAUGACGAGUACCCUCCAGACAGCAGCCCUACAUGGCCCCGCACCCCCAACAGUCCGGUCUAUAACAGUCAUAUGCCACAGGACUUAUACAGGCCAAAGAAGCAGGACAGUCUGAGCAAGCUGUACGAGAUGGACGAUGCGCCGGACCGUCGUCACUGGCUGGACAAGCUGCUGCAGUUCAUGGAGGAGAGGAAGACGCCGAUCACCACCUGUCCAACAAUCUCCAAGAACCCCCUCGAUCUCUUUAGACUAUACCUCUAUGUCAAGGAGAGAGGGGGCUUCAUGGAGGUAUGCAAGGUGCAGUGUAGUUCCAUGGUGACAAAAAACAAGAUCUGGAAGGACAUUGCCGGGUUGUUGGGUAUCGGAGCGUCGUCUAGCGCGGCGUACACUCUGCGUAAACAUUACACCAAGAAUCUGCUGCCGUACGAGUGCCACUUUGAUCUAGGAGGCAUUGAUCCUCAGCCAAUCAUCAACCAGGUUGAGGCUACGUCGAAAAAGAAAUCCACCAAGACUGCACCUGUACCUUCACCUGGGUCAUCAAAUUCGCAAGACUCUUUCCCUUCUGGUGGUGGCAGCGGAUCCAUGGACGGUUACGGUUACGGCUAUCCACCUGACUACAACAACCAAAGACCACCUUCCCAGUCCAACCAAGGUGUGGGGGUGCCGACCGCGCCGACGGAUAACAUUAGUGUUUCCAACCCGUUUGACGACGCAGGCCCCCGCGGCCCACGCCCAGGUAUGCAAGGAGGCUACCAGAACCAGGGAGGAAACUACUCUCAGUACCCUGACCAGUACAACCAGCAAUACCCCCCGGGCAGCUCGUAUCCCCCCAACAGACCACUGUACCCCCCCUACCCGGACCAGGACAGGGGCUACAACCAAGGCGGGGCAACGGGGCCUAGUCCUAACGCUACAGGGACGCCGCCGGGACCAGACCCUUACAACAGGUACAAUAUGGGAGCUGGACAGCCACCCGGUUACCCACCCAGACCCGGGCAGACACCACCCGGACAGCCACCCAACCAGCCGUACCCGCCACCCCAGCAGCCGUACUACCCCCAGGACCAGGUGUAUGGCAGUGGCCAGGGCCCCAACGGCGGGGCACCCUACCCUAACAACAAGGGAAUGCCUCCGCCCGGCGGACAGCCCCGGCGACAUCCCGACUUUGCCAAAGACCAACCUUACCCACCUUACAACCAACAGAGGCCUGCCAUCUAUCCUGGUGGAUGGCCGGCUCAGAACAACAACAGCCAGUAUCGGGGGCAGUACGGCCCGGGCCCGGGGCCUGCGGGGGGCCAGUGGAGCCAGGUGUCAGGCCCCCGUCCCAACUCUCAACCCCCCAACGGACCCCCGGGACAGUGGGAUCAGCAGCGGUACCCUGGCCAACCCCCCUACCACUCACAACAGUGGGGUGUACCACCAAGUAUGGGCAACACUGUUGUGGGCCCCAACUCGGGGCAUAGGGCCCCCAUGGGGCCCCGAGGUUACAGGCCCGACGGCAAACCCUACUGUCAGAUGAACUCUUCUGGUGGUAUGAAAGGUCAGAUGUCAGGUCCCAUGCAGGGAGGUCCAGGAGUCAAGCGAGAGCUAGUGUUUCCUAUGGACAGUGUGGAGGCCGUGCAGCCUGUACUGUACAAGCGGCGCAGACUGACCAAGACAGACGUGGCGCCGGUGGACGCCUGGCGCGUGAUGAUGUCACUGCGCUCCGGGCUGCUGGGUGAGACUACGUGGGCACUGGACAUCCUCAACAUCCUGUUGUUUGAUGACGCAAGCAUCGCGUACUUCGGCCUUGCACACCUCCCAGGACUGCUGGACGUUCUGCUGGAACACUUCAAGCACGCCCUCUCCGAGAUGCUGGACAAGCCGACGGUCGAGACCGCAGACAAGCACCGCUGGUACAAGCGCACUUCCUCCGAGAGCAAGACAGUUGACCUCGGCAGCAUAGCUACGCCCCCGGACCCUGGUGAGAGGUUGAGAGUCAUCCGUGGACCCGACUACACGAUGCAGUCCAGGAAAGGCCAUCCUGUGACUCUGACGCCUGCCAACGAGGAAGUCUUUGUGUCGGACAAGCGGAGAGUGUGGGACGAAGACGAAGUAGAGGAGACGCCAGAAGUCCCGGACUAUUCUAGUACCAAAUAUAUAAUUCCCUGUUUUAAAGGUGAAUUCGGACUUGUGCCGUUUGUAAGACUGUUGCCCGACAAAAACAAAUGUGAUGUUAAAGUGAAACGAGAAAAAGACUCUGACGAACAGACCGACUCGAAAAGGACUAGGUCGUUAAACGACUUGUUGACGCGGGUAAAGUUAGAGCCGAGCGAGUCGGAAGUGAAAAACGAGGAAGUUGACGAAAGGAUAAAAGACCCGGCGGGAAUACUAAAGCGGAGAAAGAUGUCCGAUUACGAAGACGAGUGCUAUAGCCGCGACGAAGCCAGCUUGUAUUUAGUAACGGAAAGUCAAGACGCGUUAGCGAGGCGGUGUAUAUGUAUUUCUACGAUCUUGAGAAAUUUAACCUUUGUUCCUGGCAACGAAGCCGAGUUUGCUAAAAAUGUAACGUUCCUUAAUUUAUUGGGCAAAUUGCUGCUGCUACACCACGAACAUCCUGUUAGGACUCAGAAACAGAGGAAUUAUGACCGAGAUGACGACGCUGACUACGGUGACUGCUGCUCAUCUCUGCAAGGCGAGGGUGAAUGGUGGUGGGAGUUUCUACACCAUCUGAGAGAGAACGCGCUGGUGUGUCUGGCCAACAUGGCUGGCUACGUAGACCUGGGGCUGUAUUCGGAGGAUGUGUCUCGUCCUCUGCUCGACGGACUGCUACACUGGGCCGUGUGUCCGGCGGCGCAAGGACAAGACCCGUUCCCCACAGUCGCCCCGUCCAGUGGACUGUCGCCUCAGCGGCUAGCACUGGAGGCGCUCUGCAAGCUGUGUGUCACGGAGAACAACGUAGACUUGGUGAUAGCGACCCCGCCUCACUCUCGGCUAGAGAGGCUGUGCUCGACACUAACCAGGCUGUUGUGUAGGAGUGAGGAGCAGGUGUUGAGAGAGUUCUCUGUCAACUUGCUCCACUACCUGGCUGCGGCUGACAGCGGCGUCGCUCGCAUCAUCGCAGCUCAGUCGCCCUGCGUGUCACUGCUGGUUGCCUUCAUAGAGCAGGCCGAGGCCAGUGCCCUGGGUGUGGCUAACCAGCUCGGCAUCAACGCCCUACGAGACAACCCUGACUGUAUGGGCACCAGUCUGGACAUGUUGCGACGUGCCGCGCGCACUCUGCUGCACCUCUCCAAACACCCGGACAACCGACCGCUGUUCCUGCAGCAGGAGCAGCGACUGCUUGCGCUCGUCAUGAGUCAGAUCCUGGACCAGCAGGUCGCUGCGCUCGUGUCCCGCGUGCUCUACCAUGUCUCAGACAGGCCGCCUUCCCCCGAGCCCAACAUGCCUUAGUCUCCGGAUUCUGACGACGGAUUUUAAAUUUGUUCUUAAGAGACAGUGUGUUGAUUUUUUUACUUUCAAAUUUCAAAAGUGAUUCGUAUUUUAUGUGCUGUGUAAUAUUUUUUAACUCGCGACUGUCUGUUUGAAAUUAUCGUGCAAAUGCUUUAUACGCGGGCGCCGUUGUACAUAGGACUGUAGGGCGCACGUGUCAGACUGAGUUUUAGCGAAUCGAUCGUUUUGCAAAUAGGCGAUGAAAUAUUUUUAUACGUGUUUUAUCUGUUGUAUAAUUUAUUUAUAGUGAGUUUAGUUUUUUUAAGUUUUCGAGUGUAUUCGAAACUGCGGCGGUGUAAUAUAGUCUGUGUAAGAUAUUUUUCACCUUAUGAAAUGUAUGUAAAAAUGAAAUUUAAUGAAUUAGUUCAUUGAGGCUGUAAACUUAUGCGUGAACAUAAAUCUUGGUCGAUUAUAUUUACCUUACCUUUGGAGAUCAUUUAUCAGUCAUUUUUACGAGUUAUAAAUUUUUGUUAAUGUUUUUAUCUACGCAGUUAGUAUAAAUAAUUAUUUAAAUGUAUAAUUUGUCAAAAAGUUUCGACUAGAAUGGAUGAUGAAUAAAUAUGUAAAUAUUAUAUAAUGAAAUUAUUAG